UCUGGCAGCAUCGCCCGCUCUGUUUGCUUCUGCUGAUGUGUUGUGUUUUGUUUCUCCGUGGAUUGUCGUUUAAUGGCUAAUUAUCUGCAAAAACCGCACAAUGACUGAGAAAUUUAAUGGAUUUAGCCACGACGAGAUCCUCAAGAUUACGGGCGUGAAGGAGGGUGGCGUGGGCAAAAGGGCUGCGAAUUUGGAAGCAGCGAAGCAGGCGCUCCGGAAUCAACCCGGCAUUCGGCGGAUGCCCGAUAAGAUCUUCCGGCAGGCAGAUCAAUUACGGAAACAGCAGCAACAGCAACAACCAACUAAAAAACCAGAUGAGACGAAGAAGACCAAAUCGGGAUCGGUUACUCCCACGGAAAAGCCACAGCCACAAACUCCCACGGCGGAAGAUGACGUAGCCAAUGGAUCGCUGAACCUAGAGCGCGCCCUUUCAGAUUCAUUAAUGGAAGCACUCUACCAUGGCCAUGCUACAGCGAGAGAUAACAAGCCAACUGCCACGUAUGCGGAUGCUGCCGCCGAGAACAGCGAGGCCACAUCCACGGACGACAGUUCGAUACUGAAGAUCAGCAGUGGUAAUAGCCAGACCACGAGCUCCACUUACGAUGCCAGCAUCCUGCCGAGCAGCAAGGACUCCAUCUCGCAGGAGCGCCUCAACACGGACUCGCCCUUCAAGGGCAUCUCGCUCAAGGACUUCGAGCAGCACCGUCGCAUGAUCGAAGAGCAAAACAAGCAGAAGAAGCAAUUGCUCUACCAGGCCAUCGAGCAGCACACUCAGAAGUCGGCGGCGGAGUCACGCAAGAUCGAGGAGAUACGCCAUGAGCUGUCCAAGCUGGAGAGCGAUCUCGCCGUGGAUGUGGCCCUGCUAAGGAAGCAGAUCGACAAUGCCUGCAUACAUUUUUCCCAUGUAGAAAAACAAUAUGUAAAGAUCGAGGCUCAGUUCCUGCGGGCCAAGAUAGAGCUACACAAUGCUUCCGAGAAAAAGGAGCUGCUCACCGAGCAUCUUUGCACCGUAAUUGCCCACAACGAGGAUCGCAAGGCGCAGAAGCUCACUGAACUGAUGCAGAAAGUGGGCCUGGCGCCAAACGAUGAGCCCCCUGCCAUGCCCCCCAAUCCGGAAGUCUAAUGUUUUUCGUUUAAUUCAAAUAUUCAGUCCUGUUUCCCUUAAUUUGACUAUGGAUUCAAAAGUACUGCUCGCUAAAAAUAUAAAAUGUC
Messenger RNA from Drosophila gunungcola (fruit fly), 1212 nucleotides. It is a transcript of the gene Gorab, whose product is annotated as RAB6-interacting golgin. Bases 101 to 1123 code for a protein of 340 amino acids. NCBI's taxonomy places the organism in Eukaryota, Metazoa, Arthropoda, Insecta, Diptera, Drosophilidae. The record is from RefSeq and is a predicted model, not a curated record. The transcript has 3 exons. Gene Ontology annotation, biological process: non-motile cilium assembly.